Molecule: messenger RNA, 3407 nt
Organism: Camelus dromedarius (Arabian camel)
Lineage: Eukaryota; Metazoa; Chordata; Mammalia; Artiodactyla; Camelidae
Gene: CHST10
Product: carbohydrate sulfotransferase 10
Exons: 8
Coding region: 957-2102 (381 amino acids)
Biological process (GO): proteoglycan biosynthetic process; carbohydrate biosynthetic process
Cellular component (GO): membrane
Molecular function (GO): sulfotransferase activity
Source: RefSeq, a predicted model, not a curated record
GGUGGGAGGGGAAGGGAUGGUUGGAAAUGCGAGUUUCCUGCCAGGUAGACUCCAGGGUGCCCUCAGCUCUGAUUUUGACAAGAGAGGCCUGUCAGAAAUUGGAGGUUGAAGCAUAAAUUUCUGCACUUCUGGCUGGGAAGACGAAGCAGGUCUUCCAAAAGCUGCGUUGUUUUUUCCCGAGUCCACUCGAAGCAGGAAAGGGCCCGGCACCGAGCAGAAAGCUGCGCAGCCAGGUUCUGGUUAGCUGAGCAGGAGAACUGUCAUAAGGGCUUUUUUGUCUGAAACACCCAAAGUCUAGGGCUUUGGGCCAUGAAGAGCUGGCUGUUGGUCAUUUUUAACAGCCAGAGUGAGAAAUGUCUCAGACAUUCUUAAAAACCAGGCAGCCCUGUUUAGCUCUGGCCUUAUUCACUCUUUUCAUUGACUGGGCUGAAAAGAGGAGACACAAAGAAAAACAGUUUUCUCCCUUUCCCCCAAUUAUAACUAGGGCUUAGUCAAUCUUGGGUCAAAACGGAAAUUUCAAGAUGGAAAGAAAGGUCUUUCCAUCCUUGCUCUUGACCUUAAGAAUAGAAUCUCGAAGAAAUACUUGAGAGAAAAAUUCUUUCCUUCCCUGGAAUGAAAACUGGAGUUCUUGCAAAACUGGACAAGGAGAGGGAAGAAUUAGUUAAUAUCUGGAGCAGUUUGCAGUUAUAGUCAGAUCAUUUUUCAAAUGCUUGAGCUUAUGCAGUAGACUAGAGACGGGAGAGAGAGGUGAGUGCAGGACCUUAGAAAUCACAGAAGCCAAAAGAGCGUUUUCUCCUGAUACAAGUCUGGAGGAACCUGCAUUGACAGGAGGAGCCAAGAACCUCAGAUGAAGCAGAUACCGCAAGGAAAUGUGGAUCAGGCCUCAGAAGCAGAGUGCGACUUCUGUGACCCCCUGAGGACCCAGGUGCCCUUCGUCCCCCCUGGGCUGUGAGAGCAUGAGAAACGCCCACCCCCAGGGUUCCACGCAGGCCCCGGCAGGCAAAAUCGCUGAAUGGCUGAUACUUGACAACAUGCACCACCAGUGGCUUCUGUUGGCCGCAUGCUUUUGGGUGAUUUUCAUGUUCAUGGUGGCCAGCAAGUUCAUCACACUGACCUUUAAAGACCCCGACGCCUACAGCGCCAGGCAGGAGUUCCUGUUCCUGACAGCCAUGCCCGACGCCGGGAGGUCCCCGGGAGAGAAGCGCUUUCCAGAGGAGCUGAAGCCAACUGGGAAGAUGGCGUCAGGCAGCCGGCUUGUCCAGCCCCUGGUCUACGUGCAGCGCCUGGAGCUCAUCAGGAACGUGUGCGGGGAGGAGGCCCUGCGGAACCUCUCACACACCGCGGUCUCCAGGUUUGUCCUGGACCGAAUAUUUGUCUGCGACAAGCACAAGAUCCUCUUCUGCCAGACUCCCAAAGUGGGCAACACCCAGUGGAAGAAAGUCCUCAUCGUGUUGAACGGAGCCUUCCCCUCCAUUGAAGAGAUCCCCGAAAACGUGGUUCACGACCACGAGAAGAAUGGCCUCCCGCGCCUCUCUUCCUUCAGCGACGCGGAAAUUCAGAAGCGCUUGAAAACAUACUUCAAAUUUUUUAUUGUAAGAGAUCCCUUUGAAAGACUGAUUUCUGCGUUUAAGGACAAGUUUGUUCACAACCCCCGCUUUGAGCCUUGGUACAGGCAUGAGAUUGCCCCUGGCAUCAUCAGGAAGUACAGGAGGAACCGGACAGAGACCAGGGGCAUCCAGUUUGAAGACUUUGUGCGCUACCUGGGUGAUCCGAACCACAGGUGGCUGGACCUGCAGUUCGGGGACCACAUCAUUCACUGGGUGACGUAUGUGGAGCUGUGCGCACCCUGCGAGAUCAAGUACAGUGUCAUUGGUCACCACGAGACCCUGGAGGAUGAUGCCCCAUACAUCCUGAGAGAAGCUGGCAUUGACCACCUGGUGUCCUACCCCACCAUCCCCCCGGGCAUCACCGUGUACAACAGAACCAAGGUGGAGCGCUACUUCCUGGGUGUCAGCAAGCGUGACAUCCGGCGCCUGUACGCACGUUUCGAGGGGGACUUCAGGCUCUUUGGGUAUCAGAAGCCAGAUUUUUUGCUGAACUAACAUGUAGGACUGUGAGUUCAAAUAUCUUAGACCAGAGGCUAACCAAGUGGAGAUCUGGGCACAGAAAUGACCCUUCCUCCAUGACACGCCUUCUGAAGACUCUGUGGCUCCCACGGACCCGUGUGCUCCUCGACUGGUGAAGCUGGACCCUGACCGUUACGAUGAGGGCCCUCGCCCCCUAUCCGCACCAGUGCCGUCAGGCAUUUGCUUUCCCCAGAGGGAAAAGGAUCAAACAUCUGCAGUCUAACAGACAGGAGGAAAAAAUCCCACAAAGCCUAGACUCCUCUCUCUCAGACAUACUCGCAGCUCCCUGGAGGCGGGGGCAGGCCUGUGGGCCCCCAGCGGGUUGCAGGAAUGGCAUCCCGCACUCGCAGGAGAGAUGGAGAAGCCGGUGGUCUGCAAAAACCAUGGGGGCCGGUACAGGAUCAAAUCUGAGUCACAACAUUACACCUCUGGCUUUCAUCUUGGCUCCACGGUAAUCACAGAGGCAAAUCAUUCUUUCCACGACUGUUCUGUUCCUGAGAAAUGCAGGGAUGACCCCAGGGCACUUUUCAGGGGAUCUGUCUUUUCAGAAUACACACCAAUGUGCUGCUAGUCCUGAUUUCCAAGCCUCUGCCUGCCACGUGAUCAUCUCAUUCAGCUCGAGAGACAUAUUUUGGAAAGUGAGGGGGUGUAGAGUCUUCCCACCUAAAAAAGGGAACUUCUCCGGGGGUUUUAAGGAGAACGUGGAAGAGGAAGGGCUGGUGGGGAGCUGGAGCUCAGGCUGCGGUGGGCCUGGGUGCCUCCAUCCUGAUGACUGUCCACCUCUUGUCUUUGAUGGUCCCGUGUGGAUGGGCAAGGGGUUUCUCCCCCGCCUCCUCCAGGACCAGGGCUUUCCCAGGGGCCUAAGGCAAGCGCAGGCAACAUGCCAGCAUCGCCAAAUCCGUGCAGUUUACACAUUUCAAUUUCCUUUCAUCUCAGCCAAAUGUGCACCCCUGGACCCAUGUCUGAUGAUGCCAUCGUCCUGGACUGUAAGUUCCAUAAUUAAGUUCACCAGCAAUAAAAUCCUGGGCAGAGGCAGCCCCAGUGAUGCAUCUUCUGGGUGCCGAGGAGCAAGCCAGGGCCAACAGUUCAGAUGCUGUCUGACAGCGAGGCCCUUUGAGAGACGGGACGGUUUCCCUGUGAAGAGUCCCAAGUGCCCAGCCUGCACCGGGCCCGCGAGCCCAGCUUUCCUCCAGGCAGCCGUCUCCUUCCCUUUCUCAGGUCGGCCUCCUGAGUUUGUAAAUGUGAAAGUAAAAUAAAAUAAAAAAUACGUGCCAAACCCGA